GCAAUACUGUUGAGCCGCACCUGUUGAGUGCUAACAUACCGCACGCUGUCCAUCAUCUCCUGUCAGUUAUUUUGCAUAGAUAUCGCCGUUGCUUCCGGACUUCUUUUUUUUUUUUUUUUUUACACACAUUCAGUCUUGUUAUGCAUAUAGUACUGCAAGUCGAAUUUACUUCCUUAUACACUCAGAUAGAGGAACUAAGCAGCUUUUUUUUUUUUUUGUCGCUGUCCUUGUCAACGCUCCCUUUUGCCCGGAGCUUUAUUUGACAUUUGUUAAAGGCAUGAUUAAAUAAAGCAUAAAUAAUUCGUUCGGCGUUUAAAGGAUCUGGUCAACGUCUAAGGUUCAAGAGAUGGCGCACUGGGGGAAGCAGGGAGAGAUAACAGAGUACAGGAAGAGUAUGAUCAAAAGGGAAAUGGAGAUGGGCAUGGUCAUGACGGUCUUUAGGCAAAAGGCAGAGAGGUUGACUGUUCAAGUCAUCAUGGAAACGCAGCAGGUGGCCUGGACACGCACCGCAGAGAAGACUGAUGGUGUCUUGGAUCUAUUUGAGAUCCGAGAGGUUCGUCCAGGGAGAAAUUCCAAAGACUUUGAGCGGUUCAAAGAUGGCAAGGAUAAACAUGACGACAAUACUUGUUUUACCAUCUUCUAUGGCUCACAGUUUGUUCUCAACACCUUGAGUCUGGGAGCUGAUUCUGUGGAAGAGGCAUGUAAAUGGCUGAUUGGACUUGAAAUGUUAAUUCAAGAAACACUGACUGCUCCUACUCCAGUUCUUAUUGAGAGCUGGCUCAGGAAGAAGAUGUAUUCAGUUAACCAGACAAAGACAAACAGCAUAUCCAUGAAGGAGCUAAAGACUCUUCUUCCUUUGCUCAACUACAAGCCCCCCAGUGCUCGCUCUCUGAAAGACAAAUUCAUGGAGGUGGGAGCAAAACAUGAUCGUUUGGACUUCGAGCAGUUUCAUAAAUUGUACAACCUGAUAAUGUUUGAACAAAAUGAGAUCCUUGAAGAAUUCAAAAAGGAUUGCUCUUUUAUUUUGGGUAAUACAGAUAAACCUGAUGCCUCGGUAGUUUUGCUCCAUGACUUCCAAAGGUUUCUCAUCUACCAGCAGAAGGAGUCAUGGGCUAGUGAUCUCAAUAAGGUUAGAGAGUUGAUGACUACUUUCAUUGAUGACACCAUGAGAAAAACCAACGACCCUGAGUUCACAGUCAGUGAGUUCCUCAACUUCCUGUUUUCCAAGGAGAACUGUCUGUGGGAUGAUAAAUUAUCAGAGAUUAACAACCAAGACAUGAACAACCCUUUGUCCCAUUACUGGAUCAAUUCAUCACAUAACACCUACCUGACAGGUGACCAGCUUCGUAGUGAGUCUUCAACAGAGGCUUAUGUGCGCUGUCUGCGCCUGGGAUGUCGCUGUGUUGAAUUGGAUUGCUGGGAAGGACCUGGAGAACCAAUCAUCUAUCAUGGUUGGACCAGGACAACCAAAAUCAAGUUUGAAGAUGUGGUUAAAGCAAUCAAUCAGCAUGCUUUUGUUACCUCGGAGUUCCCGGUUAUCCUGUCCAUAGAAGAGCAUUGCCCAUUGGAGCAGCAACGGCAAAUGGCCCGCAUCUUCAGAGAAGUUUUUGGAGACAAACUGCUUCUUGAGCCAGUGGAGCACAUGGCUGAGCAGCUACCAUCACCCACACACUUGAAGGGCAAAAUCAUCCUUAAACACAAGAAGCUCAGUGUUGAGGGGGGAGACACCAGCAAAGACUUCAAGGCGUGGCAGAAACAGGGUGACUUGGAGAUGUGGGACCCUGUCAACCAGCGGUGGAACAAGCACUACUGUGUGAUCUCUGAUGUCAAGCUGUACUACGCAGAGGAGUACGAGGAGGACAAGGAAGACCUCAGGAAGUACCAGGAUUUGCAUUGUUCUGAAACAUGGUUUCAUGGUGCCAUUAAAGAGGGUCGGCUGAUGGCGGAGCGACUGAUUCAUGAUUACUGUACAGAGACAAGAGGAAGAGAUGGCACUUUUUUGGUCCGACAGAGUGAUAGUGUUCCUACGGAUAUCACCCUCUCCUUCUGGCGCAGUGGGAGAGUCCAGCACUGCCGUAUUCGUUCUUUUUCAGAGGGACAAAACAUAUACUACUACCUUACAGCAAACCUACAAUUUCCCAGCGUGUAUGCUCUGAUACAGCACUAUAAAGAGAACCUGCUACACUGUCAAGACUUUGAGUUGCGGCUCACUGAUGCUGUACCACAUCCUAACCCACAUGAACAACAAGGGUGGUUCUACCCAAACUUGAGCAGAGGUGAGGCUGAAGAUCAUUUGCUUCGAAUUCCCAGAGAUGGAGCAUUCCUCAUCCGGCAGAGGGAGGGAGAACCAGACUCUUUUGCUAUCACGUUCAGAGGUGACGGUAAAGUGAAACACUGUCGGAUCCAGAAGGAAGGCAAUGUUUACCUGCUCGGUACAACAACUGAGUUUGAGAGCCUAGUGGAGAUGGUAAACUACUUUAAGAAGAAGCCACUAUAUCGCAAGACCAAGCUACGAUACCCAGUCACGCCCGAACUAGUGGAUCGCUUCAGCACAGAUAAAGACACUGCCUCGCUGUACGAAAUGAAGACAUAUGUGCAACCCAAUGAAAUUGAGUCAUCAUUGCCAAAGAAUACUGUUAGGGCUGUGUAUAGCUACCAGGCGACGAGGCCCGAUGAACUCACCUUCAGUAAAGGCGCUUUGAUACAUAAUGUAUCCAAGGACAAUGAUGGGUGGUGGAAAGGAGACCAUGGUGGAAAUGUUCAGCUCUUUUUCCCAUCCAAUUAUGUUGAAGAAGUGUCCAACAACACCAAACUUGAUUUUGGAAAACAGGAUAUAGAAGACAAUCCCUUAGGUGAACUCUGUAAAGGUGUGGUGGAUAUCUCUAAGUGCAACAUACAGAACUUAAAGAAUGGUAAAAACGGAAAGCUGCAUGUUCUGACACUGCAGAACAUGGAGCAGGAUGGUCUGCAUUUUGACUUGGCCGCAGACUCCUUGGAGGAGCUUUUUGAAUGGUACAAGGUGGCUUGGGGCAUCACUCAGAGAGAGAUGAGCAAGCAAUUCAGUCGGGAGCAAGAGAUCAGGCAGCAGGAAGAAGUGGAGAAAAAGGCAGAGGUUGCUAUGGAGAUGUCAGACCUGGUAGUCUACUGUCAGCCACGCAGCAAGGACAAGGACCGAUUUGACUACUACAACUGUAAAGAGGUCCGUUCUUUUGUAGAGAAUAAGACACCAGGAAAAAGCCUUUCCAUGGAUUUCUUGCAGUACAAUCACAAGGCUCUGAGUCGGAUUUACCCAAAAGGCCAGCGUGUGGAGUCUUCCAACUAUGAUCCCUACCCUCUAUGGGCACUUGGCUGUCACAUGCUGGCUCUUAACUUCCAGACGGCAGGAGCACCACCAGCACUGAGGAUACUUCUUCAGAGGCUCCUGGGGAACAAACUGUAUGUCAAGCCGUGGAAAUGUGAUUUCCAUGUCCCCUCUGUAAGCAUCUCAGGCCAAAUCAUUGCCAAAGGUCAGCACAAGCCUGACCCAAUUAAGAUUGAGUUGGUAGUCAAUUGGGAAACCACCAGCAACCGUAAGGAGCUCCAACAGUUCCUAGGCUUCCCCAAUUUUUACCGCCGCUUUAUCUGUGACGACAGUAAGGUCCCCUUGACUCGACUUAGCUCCGCCAAGUCCCCUUUACGUUAGACCGAGGAUGCCGACAGGGCUUUUACCAAACUGAAGUCCCUCUUUGAGCGCCAUAAGCCUCAAGCACCCUGAUCGUUCCCUUCGGGGAGGAUGCAUUGGACACUGGACACCUGAACCCAGACGUUGCACCCCUGUGCCUUUUUUCUCCUGCCAAAUCAGUCUGGCAGAGAAAUUAUCAUGAUAUGGGAAAUCGUGACUUACUGGCGUUGGUGUUGGCACUUCAGGAGUGGAGGUCCUGGUUGAAGGGUUCGGAAAUCCCCUUCCUCAUUUAGACUGAUCACAAAAAACUCUUGUACCUCCAGUCCACUCGACGUCUCAACCCUUGUCAAGCCUGUUGGUCGCUGUUCCUGAGCAGGUUUAACUUCUCCCUAUAUUACCGCUCAGAUUCCUGAAACCUUUAGCCAGAUGCUCUCACCAGGAUCCAUUCUUCUUCAUCCUUGAGUACGGAAGACCCGGAACUGAUUCUUCCUCCUGCCUGUGUUGUGGGGGCUACAACCUGGGACAUUGAGUCUGUAGUCAUAGGGGCCCAGAAAGAUGACCCAGGUCUGGGAACUGGCCCCCCAGAUCAAUUGUUUGUUCCCCCCGUAGCUCAUUUCCAAGUCCUCCAAUGGGGUCACUCCUCCAAAAUUACGCGUCACCCUGGAGUCCAAAGAACCCACAACUUCCUCCGUCAGCAUUUCUGGUGGCUCAGCAUAGCCCAGGAUACCAGAACGUUUGUGGCGGCCUGCUCAGUCUGUGCCUGAGGAAAGGCCUUCCAUCAACCUCCUGCUGGUCUGCUACACCCCCUUCCCAUUCCUAGCCGUCCUUGGUCUAACAUUGCUGUCGAUUUUGUCUCUGGGGUACCUUCCUCUGAAUACACUAUUAUUGAUCGUUUCUCCAAGUCUAACCAUUAUAUCCCCCUUCCCAAUCUUUGAAACCGCCAACCUUCUUAUUAACUAUGUAUUCAAGCUUCAUGGAAUCCAUCAAGGUAUUAAUUCAGAUCAUGGCCCACAAUUCUCCUCCCAAGUCUGGAGAGAUUUUUGUAAGGCGAUGGACGCAGCAGCCAGCCUCUUCUCUGGUUACCAUCCGAAGACCAACGGACAGACGGAACGGGCCAAGCGGGAUUUGGAGGCCGCUUUACUGCGUCGCUGCACACCAUCCGGUUUCUUGGAACCCAUUCCUCCCCUGGGUUGAAUAUGUCCAUAACUCCCUUUCCUGCCCAGUCUUCUCAAAACCUUCCUCUCCAAACAAAGUCACGUAAGCUCGCCCCCCGAUUUGUGGGGCCCUUUAUGAUUUCCAAGACCAUUAACCCUUCCUCUGUCUGCUUAAUCCUCUCGGCUUCUAUGAACAUCCACACCACCUACCAUGUGGCGACGACGACCACCCUGCUUUCACCGUUUCCAAGGUACUGAAUUUAAGGUUUCCAUCAUCUGGUCAAUGGGAGGGCUAUGGCCCCAAGGAGCAUUGAUGGAUCUCUCGUCAUAUCAUCCUGGACUCAUCGCUCCUUAGGGUUUCUACUAGGCAAAUCCUGGUAAAAGUGGACAGACGCCAGGAGGCAUCCGUUGAGGAGGGCAUACUGUGGUAUGUAGGCGCUGGCUUGCUUUUUAAUGCAUUUUGGUGGGUCAAGUUCCUGUGCCAUCUUGCUUGUUGUCAGUUGGUUUCUCAUUUCAGGCUGGGCAGGGCGGCUUCUGGAGGGAAUUCAUUCCUCCAGCUGAUCGGUAAUCAACUCCUCAGUUUAAGAUUCUGACUGAGCUACGUGCAGGUGCCAGAUGAUUCCUGCUCCCACGAGUGUGCCUCCCGACUGCUUGGUGCAGUGUCCUCGCCCAGCCUUACUCUGUGUUGUCUCUAUCCGUUCCUUGUUUCCUCAGGCGAUCCAUCAGCCUCCCUGCCUCAGUCAGAGGUUCACCCAACUCGCUGCCCACCUCUCAUUGCUCCCAGACUCUGGUCAUGUGUUCUCUGUGUAAUCAAUAAAAAAUACCUCAACUCGUACCCCA
Phyllopteryx taeniolatus (common seadragon) is the source of this 5655-nucleotide messenger RNA. RefSeq names its product phospholipase C, gamma 2 (gene plcg2). Gene Ontology annotation, molecular function: phosphatidylinositol-4,5-bisphosphate phospholipase C activity; protein binding. The transcript is spliced from 28 exons. Bases 347 to 3682 code for a protein of 1111 amino acids. Gene Ontology annotation, biological process: phosphatidylinositol-mediated signaling; phospholipid catabolic process; positive regulation of epithelial cell migration. The record is from RefSeq and is a predicted model, not a curated record. NCBI's taxonomy places the organism in Eukaryota, Metazoa, Chordata, Actinopteri, Syngnathiformes, Syngnathidae.